AUGUCAAAGCAAUUUUAUUUCUUUAAAAAAGCAGUGCGGAAUAGACUGGAAGAUAAUACGUUUUGGACAUUGUGGGAACUUGUAGAGUCCUGGACUCAAAAUGAUUGGAUGGCAAUCUUUUUUAUAAUUUUCCUAGGGAUUAUUGUUGAGAUCAUACUCAUAAAGAUCUGUACAUCCUUUACUAAGAAGCCUGCACUUCCAGAAAAGGGUAGUUCAAGUGCCCAGGAGGCUGUGUUAAUGUCUUUCGUGUACUAUAAAAAUUAUCCUUCCAAAGUUGAUGACUUUUCAGAAAGAACAAUUACUUCAUCACUUACAUCUGAAGAAAAUGAAGGUGACUUUGAAGAUAGAGUUUCAACAGCAGAUGAAGUAAUAUGGUCAAGUACCAGUGAAAGUAAAUAUCAAGUAAGUCACUUUAGUGAAAGUCAUAUGAUAUCUUCAAAUGGGACUAGCUCAUCUUUGUCACUGUUUCGUUCAGAAGUAAAGGAAUUUUCUCCAAGCCGUGGAGGGUAUCCAGAAAAUGAACAUGAAACAGUACAAUUUUCAUCCAAGAAAUUAUUUUCAAUAAUGAAAACCAACAAAAAUAAAAAUUUAGUAUUUUCUUCUGACUUUAACUUUUCGAGAAGUUCUAGAAUCACUACAGAAAGUGAAGAUCUCAAUGUGGCACCAUGCCCUCCUGCCCACUUAUUUCUUUCUAGAGACCAAGUCAGACUUCUGGAAGAAAAUGUGAGAAAUCAAAUUGCUUUAAAAUCCAAAACUACAUUAGAGAGUAAAACUACUUAUCUGUACUCAAGACUUCAAGAGUCCUUGAUCCAGAAUCAACAUUCUGUUAGAAUGGGUAUUUCUACCCAACCACAAGAUUCUUUUCCAGGACAGAAUGCUCCUCAGAAUCAACAUUUUUAUGAAACCAGAUAUAGUAGUCAAGCCCAACAAUUUGUUAACAACCAAGAAUCAGUCAAUAGCCAGCCUGAUAUCAUGGCCAGAUACGUUGCUCUACCUCAAGAUUUGGUGAGGAAGCCAUUUUCCAGCAGCAUGCAAGACUCCUUCCAGACCCAAGAUAUGGACAGAAGCCAACAUUUGGUCAAUGUCUCAUAUUCUGUUGAGACUCAAGAUUCAGUCAAGGGCCUAGAGUCUGAUAAACACUUCGAACAGGCCCAGUAUUCUGUUUGGCUUAAAGAUUCAAACAAGAUUAAAUAUUUAAUUCGGGGGCAAAAUGCUAUUUUUAAGAAUGCCAGAUUUCUCGUUUUAAUGCUAAGUCCAAAUUCAUUUGCAGAAGGGGUGCUACAAAUAAAGACUGUAAAGCCAGGGGGCCAGAAACAAAUUGCCUCAUCAGAAUUAAGUCAGUAUUCUGUAUAUGGCUCAGGGCCUCUGUCACCUAUCCUUAAAAGGCAGAAAAACAGGAGAAAAAAAUUACCCAGUAAAAGUAAACUUAGUCUCAAAGUUCCAUCUCAAAUGUCAAAGAAAACACCAACUCUACGGGUAUUUCAAAUGACAGUAUGUCACACUUCAAAACCUAGCAAGUUUGGAUACAAGUAUAAUGCUAAGAAGGAAGAAUUACAUCAAAGAUGUAUAUCAGAGAUGGCUUUGCAUCUUACUUAUGUUUCCAAGCUUAUUCCUCCUUAUGUUAAGAAGUAUGCCAGAAAAAAACUAGUGAAAGUCAUGCCAGGUGUAACAGGAUGUAGACAUUCUCUGUCAUCAGAUGCAGAGAAUGUCAGUUAUGUGGGGUCUAUUGAGAAAAGAGGAACCUCAGGCAGUACUAAAAAUAAAAAGCAGCAUGGCAGAGAAAAUAAAGGACAAAAAACCAUUUCACCAAAAAUCCCACCUCAGCUAGAACAGUCUUUCAUGAUCAAUACUUUUCAACUAAAAUCACCUUGUUCUUCCUUAAUAGAAAUGACCUGGAAGAAUAAAGGGUCUCUUAAAGACCCAAUUACACAAGCAAAGGAAAUUGGUAUUGCAGAGUUUUGUGCCCCAAAUAGUAAAAAAACAUCUGACCUGCAUAUUCCAAAGCAGGAGUCACCUUUAAAAGAAGCUUUAUCAGAACCUUGGCAAAAAUUUGUCUCCUCUCCCGAAGUGGAAUCAAACAGGAGACUGAAAACACAGGAAGACUUAAAAAGUACAGAGAAUUCCCAUCUUCCACUUUCAAGUGGAGAAAAGUUACCAACUAGUUCACCAGAAAUGCAAAAGUGCUUUCCAGAUGGAAACACACAAAAGCAAAAAGAUUUUCUAGAAAUUGUUCUGGAGACCUCAGAGGUUAAUCUGCUUAUAUCACUAGGAAUCAAAGAGCAUGAAAGCAGUGAACAAUUAGCAAGUGUAAAAACUCAAGACCGUACAGAAGAUGUAAUUCUGAAGGAAAAGAAACCACUACUAACACUUCAUGUUACAGAAUGUGAUAACCUAAGUGAAAGUGAGGGACUGGAAUGCAACACUAGAAGCAACAUAAAAAAUAUGCAAGGUAAAAGAAUAUUUGCUACAUUUCACAAUGCCACCAACACUACCAUUUCUGAACCACCUGAUAGGGAAAUGCAUAGCGGAUUAAAAGGCAAGACAGAUACAUCAACAACAGGGGUUAGUCAUUCAGUGGUAAAGCUGGAGAAAUUACCAGAUGAAAAGAAAACAUGGGAUGUAAAAUACAUUGAGAAGAGAUGUAUAUUUAAAAAGUCACAAGAACAUGACAGAGGGGAAGAAGAACAAACUUUUCAAGAAGCAGUUCCAGAGCUAACACAAGAUUUCAGCCUCAGCCUGCAACUAAAGCAGAAGCCUAAAUAUGUCAGAUUUGAAAUAAAACAGAGCAGUUCAGGAAGCAGAAAAACUCAAAGUAAAGAGCAAGAGGUACAACCACAAACUCUUCCUACAGAAACAAUUUUGGGGACUAGUCCAUGCCCCCCGAUGGAUCCAUUUCAAAUUGAGGUAAAGCAAAGCAGAGACAGACCUACAGGCAGAGGAGCUGCAGAUCCAGAGAAUCCUCUUCCAGUGCUAGAGAACCCACGAGUUGGCGAAGUUUUAAUUGAAACAACAGAAUGUGGUGUCCCAUUUGGUGGAAGCCCCAGAAAGAUACCGGAUGAUCAUAUUACAGAAGAAAAGGCAGACCUCCAACAAGUUUUACCUGCAACUGCCCUGGGGUCUUUCAUUAUCUAUAUGCUUCCUUUAUCACAUUUUAAAAGGCAGCAAAUUAGAAAAAGAUUAUCAGGAGCAAAAAGGGUACUCAGUCCCAAAUCUAUAAUUAUGAAAGUAAAGAAGCCAACAAAUUUACUGAUGCCUCAUAUCAGAAGGCAUGGUACUGCAAGUCUUAGGAAAAGAUUGAGAGGCAAUUUUAAAAUCCUAAUUAAAGAGAUGCUGCAAGAUAAAAUUGUGGCAGAUGUGCUUGUGAAUGUUACUUAUCCUCACAUGUCUAUUUUGCCUCGGAUUAGAACACAUGGCAGAUUAAAUGCAGAGAAUCACGGUCAGACCAAGCUAAAACAAGAGAAAUCAGAAGAUGAAAGGGAAGAAAAGUAUUCAGAUUCUAUUAAUAAAGGCAGUGACUCUGGCAACAUAUUAGAAGAAGUUAAAUUGCAAGAUGAAGUGAGAGGAGACAAAGAAGCUCCACCAGAAGCAGUCCUUCAUGACAGCUGGAACCUCCAAUUGGAUGCCAAUCCAGAGAAGGAGCUCAAAGCAGAGGAAGACAUACCUCAACCAAUUACAUCCAUGGAAACCCUUACGGAGUCUGUUUACUCUUCCAUAAUGGAUCUAUUUCAUGUUGAGACUAUGAAGAAAAGCCUAACAACACAAGCGGACUUAAAAUGCACUGCAGAUUCUGAGACACCUCUCCCAACAUCAGAGACACCUCUCCCAACAUCAGAAAAAUCAUUGGCUGGAGACCCUCCAAACCAAAUAAGAGAAAGUGAUGUUCUAGAUUAUGGAAGUGAUGCAAGGGAAAUGGGUUACUUUUCUGCAGAAACAAGUUCUGCAGAAUUACCAAAAGAUUUACCAGCAACUUUUCCAGAGACUUUUAAUUGCCACAUGCCUAUUUUAACUCAUUCUAAAAUGAAUAAAAACAAAGUAAGAUUCUCAUCCACAGAAGGUUCAGUGAAGCCCAGAUCUGUACAUACGAAGACAAUGAAGCCGUCAGUUUCACAAGUAUUUAAUAGCACAGGUCAGAGAAAGAAAUUGGAUUCCAAAUAUAAGGCCAAGUUGGAGAAGAUCAACCAAGCUAAUGGAUUGGUAUAUGAAUUUAUAAAUACCCUUUACUCUCCCAUGCAGAGCUUCUGUCAUGCUCAGUUAAAGCAAGGGGAAUUAGGGGAAGUAAGACCACGGUAUGUUGAUUUCUUUGACAAGAGCAGAGCAUUCCAUGACCGAGAGGAAAAAGUGGAAGAUGGAGAGGAAGUGGAGCAAAAAACUUUGCUAGAAGCAGCUGCACAGCAUACCCAGUAUCUCUGGCCCGAUGCCUGUCAAGGGAAGAAGACCCACCUUGACGAACCAGACUCAGCACUGGACUGUUUAACACAGGAGCUGUCUGUUAAUGAGCAAGAUGCGCAGCACCAAGCAUGGUUUGUACAAACUGCUUUGCAGACUGGCCACCAGAAGGGUCCUCGAGAAGCUGAGGAACUCAAGAAAACCAGCGAAACAGAAAAUGACAAAACAGCCCCUAUGGGUCCAAAGAUUCCAUCUCCCAAAGCACAGAACUCUUUACCACCUCCAGAGAAUAGCCGAGUCUUUAUAUUCAAUGCAUAUCAGAAGGAGAAUUGUGACCUUGUCAAGUCAGAUGAGGAACUGAAACAACCACGAAGUAUAAAUAUUCAGGUACAACCACGAAUACAUGGUACCCAAGCUAUUUUAGGUUCUGCUUCAUGCCCCAUGGUGGAUCAGUUUCAAUUUGGAAAGCUAGAGAGUUAUGCUAGGUUUUCACCUCCAAAGUCAGGGGAAGCAAGGAUGGAUGAAAUCAUUUUUUCUACAAGAGAGUAUGGUGUCCCAUCUGAUGCAAAUCAUCAAAAAGAACAGGCUGGUGGUAUUGAAAAGAAAGACACAGUGACUUUUGAUUUCUGCAUACCUGCUUUAUCUACAUUCAAAAGGAAGAAACAUUUAAAAAAAUAUUCAGACACGAAAACUUUAGUGAAUCUCAAAUGUGGAAUUUUAAAAGCAAAGAAACCAUCGGUUUCAUACAUAUUGAGUAUUAAAGGUGGUGCUAGCCCAAACCAUAGAAAAGAAUUGGAAUAUAACUCUACAACCAAACUGGAAAAGAUGGAUCAAGGUGAAAAAAUGGCAGCUAAAAUGUAUUCUUUCAUGAGCAUUACGUCUGAUAUUAAUAGGUAUAGCAAUACAGAAAGAGAAAAAGGUAUGUUAGGAGAAAGAAGUCUCAGUUCUAAACAAGUAAAGCAAGCAUUAUUACCACAUCAAGAGAAUAUUACUUCAGAUGACACUGAAGAGAACAGUCUUCAAGAUGCAGAGGAAGAAAGAAGUGAACAGGAGACAUUAAAAGUAAUUCCACAGCACAGCCAACACUUCAAAUUCUGUUCAGGCCAAAGGGAAGAGCUUGAACUUCAUCAAUCAGAAAACCAUGGAAGAGGGAACAUUCUCUUUGUUACUGAACAAGGCAUCUCACAACAAAUGCAGCGUACAGAUUCAAUGCAGGGAGAGAAGCCAAAGAAAAGCUACCAGACACAAAAUGGUGUAAUAUAUACAGCAAGUUCAAAGCUUCCUCUUCUAAAGUCAAAGAAAUCACUAAUUGGUCAAGUUUUAAUGGAUACAAUGAAAGGUGGUGUCCUAAGUGUUGGGAGCCAUAUGGGGGAAUUGUACAGUCAUGAUAAAGAGGAAAAUGCAGAGUUUAAAAAAGAUCUACAAGCAACUGUCCUGGAGUCUUCAGAUCUAGGGAAAUCACCAUGUGAUGGGGAAGUGUGGAAGGCCAAUUCAGCUGAUCCACAAAACAGAUCCAGCAACACAAUGAAAAUGAACGUGCAACAUGAAAGGGAAGAGGAAAAUAUCAAAAAAAUGUUAUCGGAAUCAGUCCCACACUAUAACCAACACUUCAGUUUCAGUGCCCAUCAUAUGAAAAAUUUUGGUUCUUACCAAUCAGAAUCUGAACUGAGUGAUUUAGAAGUCAGAAGCACUUGGAAUUUGUCUUGUGCAGCACAAAAAAUGAGGCAAGAAAAAUGCUUUAGAGAAACUAUUUUGGAGCCUGUUUCUAGACACAUAAUGAAUCUUCUUCAAGUUGAAACAGAGAAAAAAAGUCUUCAUCAAGAAAGAAUUAAAUGUAUGGGAGGACUAAAGACUCCAUUUCCAAAAGCAAGGAAAUCAGAGACUGGUUCAAUACAAGGUGGUGGUCUCUGGGGUGGAAAUCCUAGGAGAAAAUGGGAUAGUUAUAUUUUUGAGAAAAAGGCAUGGAAUCAAAAUGACUUAGUAAGAAUAGUCUUAAAAUCUUCAGGUUUUUCCAGCCUUGAUUCAUGUGAACCUAAAAGCCAGAGCUACCCAUUAGAGUUUGUAAGCAAGAAAAGUAUAAUAAAUCCCAAGCAUGUAACUUUGAAGGCAAAGAAACGAUCAGUUUCACAGUUGCUUAAUAUCACAGGAUGCAUUACAGGAAGCCAUAGAAAGAUGAAGGGGUGCAAAUUUCAGUACAAGAUGAAAACGAGGCAGUGGUUUGAAGGUGUGGGCGAGGCAUCACUCCUUGCUGCUGAGGGAACUAAGAUUCCACCACCCAAGUUAGUGACUGAUGAACGCUCCCUCGAUGCAACAGCAAGGGGCACGCUAUAUAACAGAACACUUCACAGAAAUCUGCAUGGUCAUAUUACAGAGGAAAAGGCAGAGUUAUGGGAGAAUUCAGCCACAACUUUCCUGGAGCCUGUAGAUUUCUUUACACCAAUUUUAUCUGACUCUGAAAGCCAGAUAAACACAGUACGAUUAUUAGAAGAGAAAAUCACAUUGAAUCCCAGAUGUUUAACUCUGAAGGAAAAGGAGCCAGCAAUUUCACAAAUACUUAAAAUCAGAGGGCGGUUUACCACAAAACGCAGGAAAAAACUUGGAUCCAAUUUAAAAACCAAAAUGCAACAGAUGAGUCAAGGUAAAAAUGUGGCUGAUACAUUUCCAAAUACCAUUUACUUCACACCAGAUACCUAUGACAUUGAAAGACAAAGCAGAUUCAAAAUAGGGAUGGACAGAGUAUCAAGGUUUAGUCAUGUACAACCAACACAAAUGCAGUUGCCAGUUGAAGGGCUAGUGAUUUCACAACCAUUUAAUAUCACUGGCCAUGCUGCUUUAAGCAUUAAUGAGCAACAGGGAAAGAAGAUAGACAGAAAGAGAGAGAAAACUGUAUUAAAUGUGGACCUAAAAUUUGUAUAUGAUUCUAUGCCUAUUUUAUCACACCUAAAAAUGGAGCCAUCACCUAGUACCUGGGAUAUCUAUGAAGAAUCUUCUGGAAAGAGAAAUGCCCUAAACAAAGCAAAUGCUAGUUCUGCUUAUGCCUACAUACCUAUGUAUCCUAAAAUCAUAAAACAUAAAGCUAAGGCAAAAACAGCAGGUGUGAAAAACACUAUGCACAUCAGACGGAUGAAAUUGAAGGCAAAGAAACCACCUGUCUCCCAACUGUUUAAUACUAUAGGAUGUGGAACCAGAAGAAACAAAAAGGAACUGAGAUGUGACAUUAAGAAACAGAAGGAGUUCCAGCAAGAUAAAACCAUAGCAGAUUUAUUUCUGAACACUGUUUGUGAUUCUGGAUCUCUUUCAUCUCAAAUUAAACAAUUUACAGAAGUAGAAAGGGAGAAAUCCAGGCCAAGAAAGCCCAUAAACGUUCCUCCACAGCUAGAGCUGGAGAAGUCACUAAAUAAAAGAAAAAUGUCAUCUUCAGAGUCCACUGAUAUAAAGAGUGCUUUCUCAAGAAAUAUCAAAACACUGAAACAAUGCAUUAGAGAGCAAAAAGAAAAGCACCAAAUUGUUUUACUAGACCUUCUCCCACAAUGUAGAGAUCAGUUAGUGAUUAGCCAACAUGUGAAGAAGGAGCUUGACCAUGUGAAAAUAGGAGUAGCUUUGAAAAGAGAAGUAUACUCUGGUCUAGCUUCCCAGAAGAGGGAAAUCAAUUACACUAGGUUCGACAUCCCAAGAAUCAGAACUCAUACAGAAUGUGAAUUCCUUGUUGCUCCAAGAGUAAAGCACAAAGAUGCAGAUGUCGUCAAACAUUCAGUUUCAAUUCCAUGGGGGAGAGGAGUAUCCCAGAAAACCAAUAUUUCAUUAAAUUCAAAAGGACAGAAUAUAUUUCUUACAGAGUUGGAUGCUUCUCAUCAAAAGACUCACAAGGAGCAAGAAUUUCAGAAACAAGGAAGUAUUUCACUGACAAUUCGGGGGUCUUUUGCCUACCCCAUUAUGGAACCUCCUCAUUUGAAGAACACAGGAAAGGUAGCUGAGGAAGAUAUAUACACUAACAAAAGGAAUAUUUCACAUUUAUUGAGAAGAGAAGAUAUAAAAGAAACCGAUAUCUCACAAGGUUCAAAAGGACAGAGGUUUCUUUGUACCAGUCUGGUGGGCCAGCAAACUAUGUCUGCAGCGCAGAAAGGAGAGGUGAAACCAGCUGGUGUUCCUGAAAGUAUUGUGGAUUCUGUGUCCCGCCCAAAUAAAGAGCCUCUUCAGGUAACACAGGCGGUAAAUACAAAGAAGGAAGAUGUAAGCACUUCUCUAAGUUUACGUGUAAAUCCAGGGAGAAAAGAGCGAUCAAAGUUAACGGAUAUUCCAUUAAGAUUAAAUGGACAGAAAUUGACUUCUGAAAAACUGGGGGUGAAGCAACUACAUAGUUCUAACCAGAAUAAAGAAAAUAUUCUGGAAUCCAUUUCUUCUUGCAUGUUGUAUCAAUUCUAUAAUGAAAAGCUAAAGAAAAAAGUCUCAGCAAAAGGAAUGAGUUCAAAAGUUUUGAGUUCAGUAGUAGACAAAGCAUUGAAUGAAGCAGAUACUCCAGUAGAUCAACCUUCUCUUAGCUUGCAUAAUAGAAGAAGAAAAGAACAUCAAAAAGAAAGUACAUGCAAGGUUCUCCCAAAAUCUGUUUCUCAUUCCUCGAUGGAUGUACUUCAGAUUAAGUUGCCAUGUGUAAAAAAAAACAUUAAAGGCUCCAACAGUAAGAUACCAUGUGAAAAGAAGGCAUCAGAAGAAGUAGUUAGCACUGUGGAUUACAUUCCAAGUACAGAAAAAAUUAGCUCGCUCAUUACAGGAAAAGAGAGCAAGGUGCACACAGGUAAAGGUCAAUCAGGUAUGAAACUGACAAGCUUGUGUACUUCCUUACCAUCUCUAUCACAAACUAAUGUGAAUUCAAGAAUAAAAGUAGGACAAGAUAAGUCAGGAAUACCAAGGAGCUGCCUUCCACCACUAAAGCUCCAGGUAUCACCAAAUGUCAGGAAAACUUCAUUUGCAGAGUCAAUUAAUAGAGGUAGUUUAAGCAAUGUAAGAGAAUCAAAACAUUUGCCACAGGGAAAAAAAGAGGAUGGAGUAUAUGUGAAAGACAUAAGGGGCCUCAAAUGUGUCACUUUUAAAGGAAAGAAAACACCUUUUGAACACACACUGCAUGGAAAAGAACCACAGUGGAACAACAAAGAGCAAGAGGAAAUGAUGCAGAAAGAUAAAAGUAAUCUGGACAUAGUUCAGAGUAAACGCCAUGCUUCCAUUCCUUCCUCACCUCAUGCGGAGUGGGAUCCUGGAAUAAAAGAGGUGCUCAUGCGAGGAAUCACAGGAUUUUGUCUCCCAUCACUGACGCUCCAGGAAUUAUCAGAUACAAUGGGAAUAUGUGAGGAGCCAGCUGAUGAUAUUUUAAGCAGUAUAAAAAAGGCAAAAUAUAUGCCACAGAAAGAUGGAGUGGAAAUGGCUUUGGAAGAAAUCAGGCAUCCCAAAAGAAUAGCUUUGAAGGCAAAACGGACUCCAAUUGCACACGAAUUACAGUUGAACAUCAAAGAAAAAGAGAAAAAGAUGCAGGAAGAUAAAGAUAAACCAGUUGGGAUUCGGAGCAAAUCUUGUGUUUCCAUCUCUUUUCCACCUUACUCAGAAGUGGACACAAGAAUAAAAGGGGAAGAAGCCUUGCUAAUAAAAACAAGACCAUCUUUCCUACAAACAGAACUCCAGGAGUCAUCAGAUAGAGGAAAAAUAGCAUACAAACAGUCUAUUCAUGGUGAGACCUCAAACAGUGUAGAAGAAUCCAAGGAACAUUAUAUAAUGCAGGAAGAAGAGGAGAAAGUAAAAAUGGUAAAAGUCAUACUUUUGAGGAAAAAGAGAUCACCAAUUUUACAGGAAAUCCAGCUGGACAUCAAAGAGCAAGAGGAGAAGACACAAAAAAUUAAAGGUGAGCCAAAUGUCCUUGUGACCAAUACUAGCACUUGCAUACCUGCUCCUUCUCAUUUACAGUUGGAUACAAGAAUAAAAAAAGCAGACUAUGUAACUGAAGUAACAAGAUCCUCUCUUCCAGAACUGUCACAGCAGAAAUCAUUAGAUGCAGUGAAAAAAGCAAAUAAGUCCACUGAUGGUGAUAUCACAAGUGAUGUACAAGAAGCAAAAGAACAUACACCACAGAAGGAAGAGACUAAUGUAGAGAAAUCAGCCAAGAGAGACAUGAUGCAUCCAAAAGAUAAAGAUUUGAAAAGAAAGGAAGCACUAUUACAGGACAUACCAUUGAAUCUUAAAGAGCAGGUGAAAGAGGAUCCAGAAGGUGAAGAGCAGGGGAAAGUGGAUAGAGGAGGUAAAGGUGAACAAGAAGUAGUUCUGCCCACAAAUUGGGCUUCUGAAUCUUUAACUCACCAUGAAUUGAACACAAGAAUAGGAGAGGAAGACAGGCAAGAAAUAACAGGAUCCGCUGUUUCACAACUACAGCUACGGAAAUCAUCUCAUGCAGGGAAAAUGGUGUAUACAAAGUCAGCUGGAGAUGAUAUUUCAAAUGAUGUAAGAGUAAUACAAGAGUAUGAGCCACAGGAAGGAGAAGAUAGAAGAAAAAUAGUAAAUAUAAAAUAUAUAAUGUAUCCCAAAGGCACAACUUCCAAGGCAAAGGUAUUACCACCUCCACAUGUACUCUGUAUCUCUGGGGGUUGUGACGCCCAAAUUAGAGAAGUACAGACAAGCAUAAAAGAAAAAUUAAGAUACAUACAAGAAAGAAGUGAGCUAGGUAAGGUUCUGACAAGACCUUCUCUGCCUCAGUUUAAAUUAAACAAAAGUAUAGAAGGCAAGGAGGAGAAACAAGUAUCAAGACCGUUUCUUCUACCCUCAUGGCCAAGGGAAUCAUCAAAUGCAGAGAAAUUAAAACAUACGGUACUACCUUUGAAUGAUACUUCAAAUGAUUCAAAAAGAACAAAAUACAUGACACAGAAAGAAGAGGAUAAAGCGAAUACUUUUGAGAAAGACAUAACGCAUUCUACGUAUAUAGCUUUGAGGGCAAAGAAAUCACCCCUUUCCCUUAUAGUCAAAACAAAGAAACUGCAAGUGAACAUCAAAGAACAAGUGAAAGUGGGACAAGAAGAUAACAAGGAAACCGUUGUGCUUCCACACAAAAUUCAUCCUUUUCUCAUUUCCUCAACUCAUCUUAAGUGGAACACAAUAAAAGACGAGGAAGGUGAGCCAGGAAUAAUAAUAAACGAUGCGCCACAUCUUGAGCUCCAAGAAUCAUUGCCCUCAGGGCAAUUAGCAUCUACAGAUUCACCUGAUAGCCAUGUGAAGAAAGGAGACCCACGCCCACGACAGGCAGAAAGGAACGGAGUACAAACAGGAGCCAUGAAUGGCUCAGUGCAGCCCCAGGGCACAGAUUUUAAGGCAAAGACAUCACCACCUUCUCAUACAUUCAGUGUCACUGAACACGGUGCUUUGAACCAGAGAAAGGAACCACAGUGGCAUAUGAAGGAGAAAGUAGAACAGGAGCAGCAAAGAACAGGAGAUCCUGAUGUGGCUCCGACAAAAACUUCUUCCACACCUUCUCCAUCUUACCACAGAUUGGACACAAGAACUAAAGUAGACAAAGAUUUGCUUGCAGUUACAGGAUUCUCUCCUUCACAAUUGCUGUGCUCCAAGUCAUCAGGUGCAGGAAAAAUCAGAUAUGCAGAUUCCAAUGAAAGUAUUAGGUCAUGUAAUGUAAUAAUAAAAGCUUAUCAAAGUAUGCCAUAUACAGAGGUAAAGGACAGAGUAAAAAUAAAAGGUGGGAAAGAUCGAAGAUUCCCCCAAAUAAUCACCUCGACAGCAGAGACAUCCCCACUUCGACAUCUACCCAGUAGAAAGAGGCUACCUUUGAAUAUUAAAGAGCAAGGAAAAGAAGUGCCAGAAGGCAAAAGUGAACCAGAAAUGGUUCUGAAGGAAACCUGUGCUGCCUUACCUUCUCCAUCUUACCUGAAAUGGGACACAAGGAUGAAUGAAAAGGAAGACACACUAAGAAUAACACAAUCCUAUUUUCCACCACCAAAGAUUCAGGAUCCAUCCAGUUCAGGCAAAAAGCCAUAUACUAAGUCAUUUGAUGGUUGUGUGUUAAAAGAGAAGGAUAGACUCAAAACAGAUCUUGAAAACAAAAUGGUCCCAAUACCUAUGGCUCUGAAGGCAAAGGAAUUACCACUUUCACGUAUACUCGAUACCAAAAAAUUGCAGUGGAAAAUUAAAGAGCAAGAGAGAAAGGUGCAGAAAGAUGAAAAUGACCUAGCUACGCAUCUGGAAAACAUUUGUACUUCUUUACUUACUCUACCAUAUCUUAAAUUUGGUUCAAGAGAAGGAGAGGGGUACAUGAUAAGAAUUACAGAACUGCCUCUCCUGCACCUACAGUCCAAGGAAUCACCAGGUGCAGUGAAAACAACAUACGCAGAAACAACUGAUGGAGAACUUUCAAAUGAUGUAAAAAAAUUAAAAGAACACACAUUACUGAAAGAAGUGAGGGACAGAGAGAAAAAGGUGGAUAUGAAUAGUAUGGUGGAUCCCAAUGAUAGGUAUUUAAAAGCAAAGAAAUCACCUAAUUUACUUAGAUACAAUCUAAGUGCCCUUCGGUGGAAAACUAAAAAGCAAGAGGGAACAGCUCAGGAAGGUCAGCGUGAGCCAGGUGGUGCAGUGCUGACUAAGACUUGUACUUGCAGAUCUCCCCUACUUCACUUCAACACAAAUACCAGAGUUGAAGAAAAGAGAAUACCAAUAUUAACGAGAUCCUCCUUUCCCACAGUCAGCUCCCAGGAAUCAUCAGAUUCUGAGGACAUGGAAUGUAUAGAGCCCAUUACCAGUGAUAUUUUAAUCAGUCCACAAAAAGGAAAAUAUCAUAUGCCCCAGAACAAGGAAAAGGAUGGAGUAGAAAUAGUAAACCUCAUGUUUCCCAAACAUCAAGAAAAGAAGAUGCAGGAAAGUGAAGAUGAACCAAGUGUGGUUGUGGCCAACUCUUCCUCUCCAUUACCAUCUCUCCCUCACCUGCAGUUGGAUAAAGAAACACAGGUAGGUGAUGAAAUGCUAGGACCUGCAAGGUCUGUUGUGCAGCGAGAAUCAAAUGCCGGGGAAGUAGUACAUACAGAAGCAAUCCAUGGUGAUGUCAUGAAAGACAGUCAAAAUAAGAAACAACUCGUGCCUCAGGAAGAGGAGCAGUACAGAAAAAAAACAAUAGAUAGGAGAAAUAUGACACACACCACAGAUAUAAGUUUGAAGUCCAGGAAAUCACCUCCUUUACUUAUGCUCCAUAGAACAGAAUUGCAUCUGAACAUUGGAGGGCAAGAACAAAAGAAAGAUGAAUGUCCAGGUAAACCAGCUGGUACAGUGCUAAGAAAAAUUUAUGUUUCCAAACCUCCAGCUGAAAUUACAUUGGAUAAAGGUAUACAAGUAGAUGAAGAAAGGCUUAGAAUUAAAAGACUCUCUCUAAUUCCACAAAUGCUUUCAGCAGUAUCAGAUACAAAGAUGAGAGCAGAUACUGGGGCAAUUUGUGAUAUAAGAGAAAGAAAACAACAUAUGUCACAGAAAGAAAAAAAGCACGAAGUGAAAACAGUAGAUAUGAGGAUCAGGAUGCAUCACAAAGAGGCCAGGAUUUCGUCAAUUUCACAUAUCUUUAACACAAAGGAAUUUGUGUUGAAUAUUAAAGAGCUAAAGGAAAACGUAUACAAAGGGAAAGAUGAGCUACCUGUGGUUCUGACAAGGACUUUUCUUUCUGUCCCAUCAGCACCUUCCCUUUAUCUAGACUCAGGGAGCAAAGUAGACAAAGAUGUGCCAGGACUUACAGGAUCCUCUCCUCCACAGCAAAAUCUCCAGGAAUCAUCAGACACUCAGAAAACAGCAAUUAGAGAGGUGGUUGCUGGUGAUGGUGAGAUCGUUAAAAAAGCGGGACACUCUGUGCACCAAGAAAAAGCAGUGCAACAGUGGACCUCAAACUUCAUGAUCAGUGUACAGCGAAGGAAUGAACCUCCACGAGUCAAAUCUGAAGGAGAUCUGAGUCAGUUAGUUUUAAAUUCACAGCAUGAGAACAUUUAUUUAACAGGAUUUGGUACCAUAAGUGGGAAGAGGCUGGAGUAUUUCUUUACAGGACAAGAGGUUCAGCCAGAGAAAUACAAAACAGAAACUUUCACUACAUUUCUUUCCUACCCCACCAUGGAGCCCACUAAAAUUGGAAAUCUGAAGAAACAAACUGAAAUAAUGGAUAACUUAAACCAUAAAAUAAGCCCUAAGGUUUUAGUUACACCACCAAGGAAAAUAUCCAAGAAAAUGUAUAUCACAUUUGGUGCCCCCAUAAGUGCAAAAGGAUUUUCUGUUUCAGAGCAAGAUGCCCACCAACAAAAAACUUUAUCAAAAGCAUCUCCAGGAUCUGCAGAUUCAUAUAAAUUUGAUAAGCCAGCGAAAGAUGUACAUAAUAACGAUAAAGUGAGCAAAAUGCUCUCUCCCGAAGUGUUGGCCCCACAGACAGAGGGAUCACUUGAGAAAAUGAAUAUCGCAGAGUCAGAUACCUCCCCAAUUAUAGAGGAACAAGAGAUUGUUGUGAAAAAGCAAGUGGUUCUACAGUCUGAAAGUGGACAUAAGACCUGGCUGGACUCCAGCUUUUCUCUUAAGUUCCCACUUCAAAAUGGAAGGCAGAAGACGCCAUUGGAAACAGAUGUACACAAGCAAACUAUAGUGUACCCCAGAAUACAAAUACUACCAGGAAUACACAUGGAUAUUACAGUGUUUGAUACCAUAGGAGGGAAAAAAGAGCAGGGAUUGCCAGUUCCACAACAAGAGGAAUAUAUUCUAGAAUCACUUCAGAAGUCUCUUUCUUCCCACUGGACUUUUCCACUUCAAUCUGGAGAUCUGGAGGGAAAAAAUAAAAUGGACACAAGCACUACUAUAAAUCUGGAGCAAAAAACAUUAGAAAUGGAAGAAGGGGAGUUAAAAAUAGACACAAACAUAGCUAUCCGUCUGGCAGCAGACAAAACAGAAAUGCACAAACAUACCAUGGUCAAUCUGGAGGAGAACAAGAAAAGGGACACAAGCAAUACCGUAAACCUGAACAUUCCGUCUCUAAAGGCACAAAUACCUCAAAUUAACACUCAGCUGAUAACUCAUAGAGCAAACAGCUGCCCAAUCAAGCAAAAACAUAAAAAGGAACUAGAAGUCUCUGGUGCAAAACAAAAUAUUCAGCCACAGAAAUUGUUUCAAAAACAUGUUCUGGAUUCAUUUUAUGCCUAUAUUCCUCUUUCUCUCAAAUUUAAAGGCUGGAAAGGCAGGUUAACAGUAGCAGAUUUGAAAAGAGAAUUGAGCCCCAAAUAUUUAACCAUGAAAAUCCCAAAUCAUCCAGUUUCACAGAUUCUUAACAACAUGGGACAUGGCACUCCAAGCAAUAGAAAGAAAUUAGAGUAUGACUUGAAGAAACCAAAGAAAACAGUUUUGCGGAGUGAAGAUGCCUCAGGAAUAUUUGUCAGAAGUCUUUCUAUUUCCACGGUGAGUUCAUCUCAGAUAGAAGAAAUAGUAGACUCUGAGACAAACCGAGGAAGAGAAAAGAUACUCUGUCCUUCUGAAUUCCAGCAGAAAUCACCACACACUCAGGAGAAUAGCUUGAGCACUGUAAAAGAAGGGGACCAGAAUUUUACAGACACAGCUCCAGAGGAUUCCCAGCCCUCUGUGGUAGAGGAGCAACAAAUGCAAAAACUCCCCAGUGUCAAAUCAGAAGCAAACCUCGGCAGUGAAACAAAGGAAAAAAAUUUAAUUCCACAAACCAAAGAAGAAAGGGUUGUUCCAGGGCACGACAGCUCAAGGAUCAUAAAAGAAUCUGACUUGCGUAUGACUGAAGAAGAAGGAAAGGCACCAAAGCCCCUUCUGACACCCGCAGAGGGUCCACUCAUGUCUGACGAGCCAAAGGACAAUUGUAUCUCACCCCCUCGGUGGGGGGAUCAGAGUGAACCCGUCCAGGCUACAACCGCACAAAACGUCCAGCACCAAAAACCUUUUCCAGGAACCGGGCCUAUACCAUCCCAAGUUAAAAGUAAUGAAAUAAAAGUAGUGGCAGGUAGUACAAGUACAGAAAGUUUACUUCCUCUUUUUGAAGCAAUUAAAAAUAUCUUUGAAUCCCAGAUAAAAAAUAUGAUCUAUGACAACAUUUGUGAAGAUAUACUGAAAAAAGUAAAAGCCCCAAAACCUGAUGAUUGGAAGUUACCACCACGUGCAGGGAGCCCAGAUACAACGUGCACAACAGUACCUCCCGAAGUGCAGCCAAAACCCAUUUUGGAACGUUUUACUCCCAAAGAAAACAACAAGCUCACUAAUCAUUUCGAGUCAAAAGCAUUUGAAAUAAAACUGAAUCUGAUACCAGAGAUGGCAAAACAAUCCUUCCAAAAGUUCAGCUUUUAUCUAAAUCAGUCUUUUUCAGAAGAUAACAGUUGGAGGCUAUAUCCGAGACAUAAAAAAAUGUGCUUUUUGUCUCUAAAAGGGAUUGAUACUGUAGAACUUCACUUAAAACAGAAAUGCGCCCAGGAUUCACCGCCUGUCAGCUGUAUGAAGACACUGAUUGUCAGUGUUUCAAGGGACAGCGAAGAGAUCACUACAAAGUUAAGGAGGAUUAGUAAGCUAGAAAGUGGAGUGUCUUCAGUGACUUCAGCUAAGCAGAUGCCAUGUCCUCAUAUUCUUCAAAACUACUCAGUAGAAGAAAAAGACAAACUGCUCAUACACUUUUCUAUGAAAACAUUGGAGAUUCACAUGAAAGCCUUUCCCAGAAUUGUAAGAGAAUCUUGUGCAAUGGGCAGUCCUCAGAAUAUAAGGAAGCCUUUAUCUAAAUGUAUUCAUUCUGGUUUCAAAGUACCAAAACGAAAAAAUAGAAUUUUGUUACUUUUUGAGGAAAAAUCUCUUCAUCAAAUAGAUCUUGAUUUACAAUACAAAUACCUUCAUUUUCUCCUGGGGCUUCCAGUCGGAAGUGUAUUCCCUAAACCAACUGCACUUCCCAAACAUAUUCUUAAGUUAAACACAGUUGCAAUAUGUGAAAAUAUAGAUAACAGGGGAGAAAGUGGUGGUGAUCUUUGCAUUGACAUGGAACUGUUAGAACAGCACAUCUCUUUCAAAAAUCAAAGUCCUCAUGAAAACUCAUCGUUGAGAAAAUUCUGGGAGCCAACCCUUGUGUGUGCUUCCGACCCCAGUCAACAAGGCCCAGUGCAGAAAGAUACUACAGCUCUUUCAGAGUUAAAAUCUCACACGACUCUGGAAAAAGAUAAACAAUGUCAUGUAUGGUUUCAAGAAACAGAUAUAUGCAAAUCUUUUGAUUCAAAGACUCAGGAAAGCACUCCCAGUUUAGUUGAUUCCCACUCAACUCAGAUUUCUGAAGAUUUUACCGAGAGUCAGACAAAUAUUAAGAGUUCAGCCAACUUGGAGGAAUGCUCAGCUCUUGAAGCACAUGAGAGUGAAGAAUGUAUGUUUUUGGAAGCCAACCCUUAUUUAAGUCAGGAAUCACAAAACAUUCUAUUUGAAUUACAGAAAGGCAUUCCUUUGGAAAAUCUCUACACGAUGAAAAAAAGCAAAACUAAUUUGAAACCAUUGUACAGGGAAGAUUCAGGUUCCCAACAUAUUAGAGCCUGUAGAAAACACUCCUCAAUUGUCACACCUUCCUAUGAAUCCCACAAAAGCGGGAAAUAUAGGUCAUCCUCUAAAAUGCCGUCUCCUGACUGGUUGCGUGGCCACGGUUCAUUAAAUGCUGUGGAAGUUCUGUCUAGAUCAUCUUCCAUUCCAUUCAGUGAAGAGAAGUCUUUGUGGACUGCAAGGUGCAGAACCAACCAUUCUUUAGCUCCCUUAACAGAAUCAAACAUCAAAUUACAUCUUGCAAAAGGCCAAGGCAAACCUCACAGACAUCUGGAAAGCAAAGAAGGAAAGAAGGCCAAAUCUGAUUUAUUUAGAAAGAACAACAUUCAUUGGGACUGUGAUUACAGUUAUACAUGGACUAAAGAGAAAUGCACAAGAAAGAAGAAAGUCCGUAAUUGUGAGUCAGAAAGAUCAAAUUACUUCUCAAGCAAACCUAAGUUACCAUCAAAGCUUCAUCAAGAGGAUAUCAACUUUCAUUCUGAAAGAAAACAAAACCAGCCAUUUUUUUAUGCCUGUAUACCAGCAGAUUCACUGGAAAUUAUGCCCCAAACCAUUCGCUGGACUAUUCCCCCAAGAACUUUAAGGAAGACAAACUUCAGAGUUCCUCUGGUGGCAAAGAUUUCAAGUUCUUUCAAUAUAUGGACUUCAUCCAAAAAGUUUUUGGAGUCCCUCUUGGAGUCCUUCAGUCCAGUUCAUCAAAAUAGAUACUAG
Neomonachus schauinslandi (Hawaiian monk seal) is the source of this 18660-nucleotide messenger RNA. RefSeq names its product coiled-coil domain containing 168 (gene LRTM3). Bases 1 to 18660 code for a protein of 6219 amino acids. The transcript has 7 exons. The record is from RefSeq and is a predicted model, not a curated record. NCBI's taxonomy places the organism in Eukaryota, Metazoa, Chordata, Mammalia, Carnivora, Phocidae.